AUGGAGCUGUCCCAGCUCCUCAAUGAGAUCAGGGCAAACUAUGAACAGCUCCUCACCAGAAAUCAGAUAGAGACGGUGCUGUCAACACGGAUCCAGCUAGAGGAAGACAUAACCAAAAAAAUGGACAAGGACGGAGAAGCGCUGAAGGCAGCUCAGGCUGAACUCAAGGAGGCCCGCCGGCAGUGCCACCACCUGCAAGCGGAAAUCGAGUCUCUCCACGCUGUGGAAAGGGGCCUUGAAAACUCCCUGCAAGCCAGUGAGCAGCACUACCAGAUGCAGCUGCAAGAUCUGGAGUCGGUGAUUGGCAGACUAGAGAAGGAGCUGCAGGAAGUGAGGCGUGGCAUCGAGAGGCAGCUUCAAGAACAUGAGAUGCUUCUCAACACGAAGAUGAGGCUGGAGCAGGAAAUAGCCACGUACCGCCGCCUGCUAGAACAGGAAGAGAUCAGAUAUUAUGGGUGUAUCCAAGGAGAGAAAAAAGAAAAGCCUACCAAGAGUAAAGUUGGCUUUCUUCUCCCCUCAGCCAUUAUAAAUGAAAUAUCUUUUUCAACAAAAGUCUCCCAAAAGUAUGAAAAUGAAACUAUGGAGUCAGUGAUGAAACAGGCAGUAGUGAAUGGAAACAUGGCAAAGGAGAACGCUGGGGCCCACGGCACCAUUCAAACAGAGAAAGUGGAUGAAGUUAUAAAAGAAUGGGAAGGUUCAUUCUUUAAAGAUAACCCUCGGCUGAGGAAAAAGUCUGUUUCUCUCCGGUUUGAUCUGCACUUAGCAGCCACCGAUGAGGGCUGUUUAGAAAGUAGACAAGAUCUGCCGGAUAUCGAAGUCAGGCUUAUCAUGAGAAGAUCCUGUAGUAUUCCUUCCAUCAAACCCCCACCAGCAACCGACUAACCCAGAGAUCGUGUUUACCAAGGGCACUCGAAUGGACCUACGUAAGCCAUACAGACCGUCAGUCCCGAAUGUAAAAUAUUUUAUAUGUAUGGAAAGUGUUAAGAUGCUGUGGGCUGUGGCUCUCCUCAGAGAACACAUAAGGAAGAGAUGAUGUUGCUAGGACUCCAAAGAUGAGCACAUUUUUUUUUUUUUGAGAGGGGUUGCUUAAAAAUAAAACAGAAAUCCAGAGUGGAUUCUGUUUUAUCUAUCAUCUAAAUAGUCUUUAUUCUGACAAGCUUUAUCAGAGACUUUAAGAAUUAGUCUGUAAUUUUCCUCAAAGGUUGAACAUCCUAAGGAAAAUAGAAUAGUUUGUUUGAAAACUGAAGAAUUACAGUGAAUUACUCUCCAUGGUUCCAGGACCAGCUGAACCUAGAAUGUUCUACUUCUAAAAAGGCAGCAGUUAGGAACAAAUGUUUAAGGAGGGGACUCGACAUUCACUUAGGACUUUUCCUUUUGAGGCAAUCAUUUGAACCCUGGGAAUUACAAAGUGUUCCAUCCAUGAGCAGUUCUGAAUGAAGCAUAGAGCAUACCCCAAGGCUAUUCUGACAAUUAAUAAAAUUGGGUUACUCUAUAUCUUAAAGCUUUUUUAAAAUCAGUAUCAGAAAGUCAGUUUGUUGAAAAAUAAAGGAUGUAUACACACAUACACACACACAUACACACACACACACACACACACACACACACACUCCAGCUGUACAAAACCUUUUAAAGCACAUUGAAAAGGUGGUUGACUCCAGUUACUAGGAGAGUUACCCAGCUGCUCACCAUCUGCUCUUCCAGCUGUAAAAUGAAGUGUGAGUAGUGUUUGCUGUGGGCCUUAGAGGAGAGAUUCUAUGAACUUGGAGAAAUAGUCCUUGCAGUCAUUUCUGUGAACUAGAGCAUAGUAUUGCUAUCUCAGCUAAGAGUGUCUGCAGAACUUGUUCUUAAAUUGUUCAAAUUAUAAUAAAUAGAGAUGUAAAAUAUAUUUGUGAAUAAGUGAAGAAUUGUUGCAAAGGUUUUGUUUGUUUGUUUGUUUGUUUGUUUGGGGGUUUUUUAAAUUAUUUAUUUACUAUAUGUGUAUUCCUGCACACCAGAAGAGGGCACCAGAACUCAUUACAGAUGGUUGUGAGCCACCAUGUGGUUGCUGGGAAAUGAACUCAGGGCCUCUGGAAGAGCAGCCAGUGCUCUUAACCUCUGAGCCAUCUCUCUAGCCCCGCUACAAAGUUAAAAAACAACAACACCAACAAAUUUGUUUAAUGCAGGUAUAUAUACUUUGAGACCUUAAAUAAUAAAUGCUUGUUUUACGAGAUAAGAGAUUUAUAGGCUUUUUUUUUUCUAAACAACAACAAAAAGGGAGUACAAACCAUCUGUCACUGUUCUUUGUUUGCAGCUGAAGUAUCAUAUAAGGGCUACAGCUAUACUAGCACUUCAGUGGAGCCUGCAGAGCCCCUCUCCCCCUCCCUCUCUCCACAUGUGGAUAUAUGCACAUAUAUGUUGACUAGUAAAUACACUUUAGCCACAAGGAGCUUACGUUAAUUAACGUUUAGUAUAAUCCAGGAGUUUAACAUCUGCCUUUUUCAUUACUCUCAGUUGCUUUCAGCCUGACUCACUCUAGUUAGUAAAAAGGAAUAAUGUUUGUCAAGAUAACAACAGUAUGUUAAGCACUUAUUCUUGAAUAAGCAUCUGACCUGAAAUUGCAUCCUAUACAUAAAAUAUUUCUUUCAGGCUGAGGGUAUGGCAGGGUGGCAGAGCUUCACCUAGCACACAGGGGACACUGGGUUUGGACCUCAGGAAAAAAAGAGGGGUAUUCAUCAUUAAAUGCUCUGACUUUAUUAAAGCUUUGACUGCAAUCAUAUAAGCCAUUGUACUGGUUACUGCAUUAUGCAACAAGAUUACGAUAAAGCGAUACAUUUAGUGCAAUCUACUGCAGUGUUAGAACUGGACCUUGUAAAUGACAACCUGCUAGAGAAGGUCCACUGUGGGGCUAUUAUGUGUGUAACAUGCAGUACUUGAAUUUGUAAACAAGUUUUGUUUGCUUUGAGGCAUUUUAAAAUCAGAUUAUGAAUUUACCAAAGUAAAUGAUACCACCAUAAUAAAAAAAAAAAACUAAACAUGAA
Molecule: messenger RNA, 3017 nt
Organism: Grammomys surdaster
Lineage: Eukaryota; Metazoa; Chordata; Mammalia; Rodentia; Muridae
Gene: Krt222
Product: keratin 222
Exons: 6
Coding region: 1-882 (293 amino acids)
Molecular function (GO): structural molecule activity
Source: RefSeq, a predicted model, not a curated record